UACCGGCCAUACAAGUGAGAAUGAGAGUAGUAUCUUUCGACUUCCUUGAUCGUUCCGGUCACGAGUGAAAGUAUGAUCAUCUUAACGUUACUUGGCAGUAACUGGUUCUAUCAUAUUGCUGAAAGCGUUACUAUUGUUUGACAUUUUUUUAAUGAACUUUUUAUUGUUUUAAUUGGGCAAGUUGACUUAUUACUUUUCUAUGUGUGUCAAGGCAUGUUCCUUACAAAAUAUUUAUAGUAACUUAUAACCAUGUCGCAGUUAAUUGUUCAAUUUUUUGGUUAGAAUGCGUACCUGGCAAUCUAAAAUUAAUCACCGAAAUAAUGAAGAAUAAAAAAAUAUCAACGUUCUAAUAAAUAAAUAAUAACUACAAAUUUGAUUAUACAGCAACCUUGUGUAAGAGCUUUAAUAGAUUUUAGGCAAUGCUGCAAAACGUCUUAUUUUUGAGAUUUAGAAAGAGAAAAUUUGAGAGAUAAAAGAAAUAGGAAGAAGGAAAACUUAAAAUUUGGGUGACUGAAAAAUUACUUAGAAGAAAAAAAGAAAAGGUAUAUAUAUAUUAUAAGCAGCCCUCCUUUUUGAUUUGUUAAAGUACUCACUGGCCUCUAAUUAAUUAUUCUAAAAGAGAUUCUUAAAUAAAUCAAAAGAUCUGUAGUCUUGUAUCAAGUCAUGGCAUUCCUCUUGAACAGUUGGAGUUCUGUAAUUUCAGCAACGUGAGACAUUUCAUAGUUUCUAUAACAUUCUGUGAGAUAUCAAUCACCAUUUUGUAUUGAGAAAUCUUUUACUUUAGUUAAUUCAUUAAUUUGUAAGAAUUGUUAAAUAUAUAGUUUUCGUUAAAAUUUGUUUCUUUCUAAGUUAAUUAUUCUUCCGAACCUAAAAUCAGAACUGGUAUAUGAAUCAUCAUUUAAAUAACUUUAAAAUAAUAAAAUUAUAAAACACAAGUGUGAAUUAUUUUCACUUACAUGUAUGCGGAAGAAGUCCUUUAUUUUAAGUCAUUGGUAAUCCACUCGCUUAGCCAAACUUUGGUGUCCCCCUUUAAACAGCUACCGACCCGCGAGAAGCAUUCUUGAUCACUCCACCCUUUGGCGUCUCUGGCGCGAUCCACUUCCUCACGCCAUACUUCGAUGUUAUUUACGGAUGGAUCGAAAUGAGAAAUGUAAUAGGGCUGAGAUCUCAUAGGUUGUAUAGUUUUAAUAGCUUGCAUUAAAGCAUGUGCGAGAGUAGAUGCCUUAGAGAUUGAAGAACCGUUCACUCUUAACGCCCCGGACGGAAGAGGACUCGCCGUUCUUGUGACAGGCGAUCGAGCCUUGUACGCAUGAUGCUUCGCGGUAAUAGAACGAGAGCGCGGCCUAAUACGUGUUUUACUUCGAGAAAGACCCCGCGACGACACACUGCUCGACCUAUGUCUACUUUUGUUUUGCGAAGGACAUCUAACAUCAUCGCGAGAGCCGUGCUCAUCACUAUCACUCGAGUCGAACCGCGCUAAGCAACGUGAGCCAUUUCGCAGAUCACGACGCCCACCACGUCAGUUUAAUACCAAAUAUUGUGUUUUUGUUAUCAAGUUUUCUCAGGUCACUGGAAAGCUCGAUCCCGGCGUGUGUGGCCUAUACAAGGUGGUCAAGAUGCUACCAGGUGGCCGUUAUGUUCUCCGACUUCUGAGUGGUGGUCAUGGCAAGAUGACGCAGGCAGCGGCGCAAUAUGUGGUGCCGUGGCGGGGCGAGUGUUGCCCAAAGAAUUGAGCUGCCUUUUUCGAAAAUAAGUGGCGAAACGUCGCCUUUGCGUUCAUCGCAUUUUUGAGUGAAGUAAGGCACACUUACUCAUCACUCCGGCGAAAAGUCGCCAUUGCGUUUGUCGCACUUAUGAGUAAAAUGAGUCGCACAUACUCAUCACUCAGGCGAAACGUCGCCUGGUGUUCGUCACCACAUUGAGACUUGAGCAAUACGUUGCCACAUAAACCUGUCAAUAAUGAUCAGUCUUCAGCCUGUUCGUUGGGUAAGACCUAUUCGUUGGAUCAGACCUGUUCGUCGGGUCAUAUUUCAGAUGCAGUAUUGAUUGCAGUCUGCCCAGCCACACCCCAGUCAAGAAGGGACGCUGAGCGUUGAAACAUAACGCAUAGUUUGGGUUUGAAUAAAAAGAAAAAAGAGACGUCUCUAUUAUUAUUAGAAGAAUGGUUUAUAUGUGAUGACUAUGAGUCGAUGUUUGAGUGUGAAAGUCUGAAUUAAGUGAAUGGGAAGAUAAUGAGAGGCUGAUCACAGUUAAUCAUAUUCCUUUCUAAAUAAUAUGUUCUUUUCAGAUAAAACUUUAGAUGAUGUCGAGACUGUAACAGCGUCAGAUGGUGUCGCCAGACCGUCUCACACAACGGUAAAAGUUGAACCAUCAACAGCCGACGGUUGAGGUCACGGCGGAAUCUCUGAAGUGUCAUCAGAAUCGAGGACGACGCUCUGUCGGGAAAGAGCGUAUAAGCAACCCUCUGUUUUAAUUUAUUUGUCUAUAACUGGCUCUUUGUUGCAGAUCUUACUUUUAAGUCUUUUUUUUUCAGUCUGUCAAUUGUCAAAAUCGAUAAAUAUUUAAUAACAACCAUUACAUAUCCUUAUCCUUAUACAUGAUAAGAAUAAACACAAAAACUAAUAAAAAACAAAAUUGUAAGAACUAUAUUACUCUAAAAUAUGGGGUUUUCCAAUAGGGACGCUUGAACUUUGACAGCUGAUUGCGGCCAUGUUGUUUGAGUGACACCUGUCAAAUGCAGUGUGUUAUAUUCAUUCCGUCCUCCCAAACCACCAUGGCAGGUUACAGUGUCGAGCAGCACGUGCAAAUCAUAAAAUUGUUUUAUGAAAAUGGGUCUUCAGUUCGAGCAACGUUCCGCGCACUUCGCCCGUUUUACGGUCGCGAUGAUCGUCCUGCCGAGUCGACUAUCCGUCGAUUGGUGGACAAAUUCGAGUCAACCGGGUCAGUUAACAAUCAGCCGGUUCCCGUGCGUCAACGUAACGCGAGAUCUGCCGAGAAUAUCGCCGCUGUGCGCGACAGUGUCCUCGAAAACCCGCGGCAGUCAAUUCCGCGUCGCGCACAGGAACUCGGCCUUUCGCAGACGACAACUUGGCGAAUUUUGCGUUGUGACUUGAGCCUGCACCCGUACAAGAUCCAGCUGACCCAAGAGCUCAAGGUUAAUGACCAUAGACAGCGCCGUGUGUUCGCUGACUGGGCAUUAGAGCAGUUGGAAGUUGACGCCGAUUUUGGCAAAAAAAUCAUCUUCAGCGACGAGGCGCAUUUUUGGAUGAAUGGCUAUGUCAACAAGCAAAAUUGCCGUAUUUGGGACGAGACCAAUCCACACGAGGUUCACCAAGUGGCAAUGCACCCGCAGAAAGUGACUGUUUGGUGCCGAUUUUGGGCCGGAGGCGUGAUUGGUCCGUAUUUUUUCGAAAACGAUAAUGGUGUGGCCGUCACCGUCAAUGGUGAGCGAUACCGGUCGAUGAUAACCAACUUCUUUUGGCCUGAAAUCGAGAAUAUGGAUCUGGACAACAUGUGGUUUCAACAGGACGGCGCUACGUGCCACACAGCACACGCUACGAUGGAAGUUCUGCACGAGCAAUUUCUGGACAUGGUCAUCUCGCGCGGAGGCGACGUGAACUGGCCACCGAGAUCGUGCGAUUUGACCCCGCUGGACUUUUUCUUGUGGGGUUUUCUUAAGUCGCAGGUCUAUGCCAACAAGCCGCAAACCACCGAUGCCCUCAAAGUCAACAUACGCCACGCCAUCGAUCAAAUACAGCCCGAUUUGUGCGCCAGAGUCAUCGAAAAUUGGACCUUUCGUGUGCGCGCCACCAACCGAAGCCGUGGUGGUCAUUUGAAUGAUGUCAUAUUCCAUACAUAAUGGGGUCGAUAGACCUUCCAAAUAAAAAAAAAAUUUCGCAAAUAUCUUUCCUACAUGUAUUUUUUUUUUGCAUUUCAAAGAUCAAGCGCCCUUAAUGGAAAACC
Molecule: messenger RNA, 3963 nt
Organism: Danaus plexippus (monarch butterfly)
Lineage: Eukaryota; Metazoa; Arthropoda; Insecta; Lepidoptera; Nymphalidae
Exons: 2
Coding region: 2735-3859 (374 amino acids)
Molecular function (GO): nucleic acid binding
Source: RefSeq, a predicted model, not a curated record